UUCUAUUUUUUUAAUAAUAGAUCAUUACUUUCUGUUGAACUACAUAAAAUAUGUUAAAAUUAAUUGUAUAGCUUUCUCUCCUAAUAUAACCAACAAUUUGUUUUCAUCAAGAAUAUUCAGGAAAAAUGGCAUCACGACAGAAAAGGUUGAUCGAGGAUCUUCAAUCAGAUCUUCGUCUUUUGUCUAAUGAAACAAAGCGACGAUAUUCUCCUGUAAAAGAAGCUGCAGAGUCUGCAGUUAUGAAAAUCCGGACAGCUAUACCAUCAAACUCAAGCAAUAUUACACCAAGCAAAUUAACCGAGUUAUUGCGAGAGUCUUGCAGUGACAUAAUGCAGCCGUUUAUCAUGGGUUGUGACACUCGAAGCGUGCCAGUUAUACAACUUUGUCUUACUGCAAUACAAAGAAUAAUAACCCAUGAAGUUGUGGAUGAAAAAAACGCAGUGAACGUGGUAAAUAUGAUGUGGCUUGUGUAUGAACAAGGUCUUGAUGAACUUCAACUGCGGCUACUUCAAACCAUUAUAGUUCUUGUUACAUCAAAAUACAGUCGUCUCAAUGGUCAACCCCUGGCAAGGGCAAUUGUUCUUUGCUUUAGAUUGCAUUUCACCAAAAACGAGGUGACAAAUAAUACCGCGGAAGCAACUAUACGUCAAGUUAUCUCGCUUGUAUUUGAGCGUGUUGUUGUGGAAGAUGAGGAAAACUCAGUGUUGGAUUUGACAGGAGAAGAUUAUUUGCCUAAAUCUGGUGGAAGUAAAUUUGAUGUUCCUCUAAGUUUAACACCAACAGUAGCGGAUGCUUAUAAUUUAUUUCAAGAUCUUUGCCAGUUAGUAAAUGCGGACAGCCCACACUGGAUUGUUGGAAUCACUGAAAUGACAAGAACAUUUGGACUUGAACUCCUGGAAAGUGUUCUGACUGAAUACGAGGGGAUUUUCAAGAAACAUGCAGAGUUUAAGUUUUUAUUAAAAGACAGAGUCUGUGCUCUUGUGAUCAAGUUGUUUUCACCAAAUAUUAAACACCGCCAAGGAGCCCCACCACCCCCAUCUGGUGCAUUGCCAACUUCCCACAGUGAUAAACCAUACUUUCCAAUAUCUAUGCGCCUUCUGAGAGUCGUUUCAAUUCUACUUAAAAGGUAUUAUAGUUCCCUUAUUACUGAAAGUGAAAUUUUUCUUUCUUUACUCAUAAAGUUUUUGGACACUGAUAAACCAUUCUGGCAACGAGCUAUAGCUAUUGAAGUACUCAGCCAACUGUGUGCUCAACCAAGACUUUUAACUUCUUUUUGUAUGUCGUACGACAUGCAAGUUCAUAGUACAAAGAUAUUUCACAACAUGGUUUCAUCACUAGGAAUGCUCAUCCAGAGUUUAUUCAUGCAACGACAGUCCAAUAGUGGGUCGAGCUCCGUACUUGAGUCAUCAAAUUAUACGUCAAGUACACUACAAUAUAACUUUGAAUAUCAUGGUGUGAGUGUUGUACUUAACUCUCUACCAUUGAGUACUUCCAGCUCCAUAAAGUACAUGUUUAUGGAAAUGCUUGAUAAAACAGAUCCAACACCAUUACCAGAUGGAUACAUUUUUACCAUAGCUUACACAUCGAUGAUGGAUUUGAUAUGUGGACUUUCUGCAAUGAUUGAUAAUGAUCUGGCAGAUAAAACUUCAGACAGUGAAAAAUCUGAUGUUCAUGUACUGCAGGAAAUGGUUAUUUCUUCAUGGUCAGUUUUUCUCUCCAUUCUCUCUUUGCUCUUGGAAGCAAGUAAUGAUGAAUCAUGUACUGCUAGCAUUCUAAAGUGCAUUGAGUCUUUUACCGGAGUCUGUGGACAACUAAACUUAACUUCGGCCAGAGAUGCAUUUAUUAUAGCUUUAUGCAAAGCAUCUUUGCCAGUACAUUAUACUGUACCUGUUCUUACAUUGUCUUCACCUAAACUGCCACCUAUGAUGUACCAUGAUAAUAAUUCUUUUACCACUGAUCAACAAAACGUGGUAGCAGUUGGACAAUCAUUUCCAAAUAACACUGGUGUACAGCCAAGUGCACUAGGUACGGUGUCGCUCACAUUAAAAAAUGUUCAGUGCAUGAGAACCAUUAUAACACUCGCACACACUCAUGGUGCAUACAUGAAUACAGCAUGGCAAUUAGUGCUUACAACACUGCAACAUCUGGUUUGGAUCUUGGGUUUAAAGCCUGUAUCUGGUGGACAACUGAAACCAGGUUCAAGAUCCAGUAAUGACAGCAACAGUAAUACACCAAGCACAAUUCUUACUACUGCCGUCUUAACAGAUCUUCCAGAAAUAUCAAGUAUGCUUACAGGAUUGUUUGAAGCCUCUCAACACCUGGAUGAUGUUGCUCUUCAUCACUUAAUAAAUGCUCUCUGUUCCUUGUCCAUGGAAGCCAUGGAUACAGCUUACAAUAGCAGCAUUAAGGAACCAAGCGUAUUUGCUGUGGCUAAGCUACUUGAGACUGGAUUAAUUAACAUGAAGAGAAUCGAAAUAUUAUGGAGACCGGUUACGGGACAUUUACUUGAAGUCUGUCAACACCCGAACACCAUCUUACGUGAAUGGGGAGCAGAAGGUGUUGCAUCUUUGGUGAAAGUAGCACUGAAACAUUACCAUGGUAAUCAACUUAACAGCAAUCCUAGGUUGCUACACAUGUUUCUCUUACCCUUGAAAGAACUUUGCUCAUUUUUAUACCAUGACACAAGACAAAAACAAUUGGAUGCAAUUUUACACAUUUUACAUUGCUGUGGUGAUUCAUUGUUUUCUGGCUGGCAAGACAUUUUAGACAUUAUUGGUUCAGCUACAGAUCGCUCAAAUGAAUCAAUAGUACGCCUUGGGUUUAAAAGUCUUCAGUUGGUGAUAUCUGAUUAUCUGCUUUCUUUACCAACAAGUUCAAUAUCUCAGUGUAUAGAUGUGGUUGCAUUGUACGCAAUGCAAAAGCAAGAUUUUAACGUGAGUUUGACAUCAAUUGGGUUGCUUUGGAGUAUGUCGGACUACAUGCUGGUAAAUAAAGAAAAAUUAGGUGGUGAAACAAAAAGGAAAGUCAUGGGUGAUUCUGAAAAUUGUACUGCUUCACCAGAGAUCACUGAACUUUGGAUGGAUUUGUUCAGUAAAAUGGGUAAACUUUGUGUAGAUCCAAGGCCAGCAGUGAGAAAGAGUGCGGGUCAGACAUUAUUUUCAAGUAUUUCUGCACAAUGGUCCACAAUGACAAAAGAAACAUGGUACAAAGUAAUUUGGAAGGUACUCUUUCCUCUGAUGGAUGACGUGCAAAAAACUUGUGUCAAUGCACCACGCAAUAGAAAUGAAUCGCAUGAGACGAAUAUUUUGAUGCAUCACUCCAGAGACACAGAAGAAAAACAAUGGCAGGAAACUAUGGUAUUAACCCUCGCCGGAAUUGCCAGAGUAUUUAAAAUGAAACGACCAGUCUUGUUGGAAAUGAAUGAUUAUGAAAUGGCAUGGAAAAAGUUACUGGACUAUAUUCAAGCAGCUUCCACUAACAAUAGUGUUGAAGUUUCACGCUCAGCACUUUGCAGCUUUGAAGAAGUAUUGAAUCCUACAGUAAAUGGAGAUUCAGCUGUUGAAAAUAUUUCACUUUGGAUCAAUGCUUGGAAAGUUUGGUGUAACAUUGGACUUAAAGCAGCCAUUCAACCCCCACCGGGACAAACUUGUCCUGAUGAGAUGCUCUCUCAGGCUUACCUCACUUCUUUAGUGAUAUUGUUUCCUACAUUACAUCGACAUUGUGUGGAAGAAUUUACCACACAAGAUUUCAAAUUGCUAGCUCAAGUUUUAUAUGGGGUAGUGUGUGUGCCUGUUCGCUCUGAUGCAACUGCAUUUAUAUUGCCCACUUCUAAUGAUGUACUUACACCGUUGCAAGAAGCUGUUGUAAAUGCUGUUGACAUUGUACAAAAAUCUGUGUCUUAUAAGUCUGAAAGUACCAUAUAUCCAGCUGUUUUUGAUUUCUUACUUUCCAUUGUUAAAUUCGCAUCACACCCACCCACUUAUGGCGAUAUUAAGGUACAUACUGGGUCUUCUGACAAAAAUAAAUGGAUAUGUAUCAACUACAUCCAGUUUGCGGAGUACUGUAUUGGAACGGUGGUCGACAUUUUUCAGAUGACUGCUUGUCAUAAAGCUGUUAUACAGCAUACAAUCUUAACUUCCAUUGUAACUAUAUUACAUGAUUUGAUUAAAAGGAAAUACUCUACACAAAGAACUACAACUUGGCAGCUUGCUGUUAAUGCAUUGGUUAAAGUACUGCAAGCAGGGCUUCCAGUGGUGAGACAGCAUCCCCAAUUAUCAAUAUUUGACAACUUAUGGGAAGAGUUAAUAAGCUGUAUAGAAGAUUUCCUAUUUCCACAAUCACUUCCACCAGCAACAUUGUCUGUAGAAAAUCAUAAACAACUGGAGGCCUUUGAUGUUCUGUUGAUUGACAUGAUACGUAGUGAAAUAUUACCAUAUAGCUCUACCUUCCCAAAAGAUUUUUUGUCAAAAAUAAUCAGUAUAUUGAACAAAGGAUCUGUUCCUGCCUGUACGAGAGACAUUGAAUUACAGAUUGGUAAGGAACGACGAAGAGAUGAACUAAGUAAACACUGCUUUAGCACAUUAUUCCAGUUUUCCAUGCAAAAUUACCCAAACGAUGGCACCCUUGAGUCAAAUGAACAUAAACUUUCAGAGAUAAAUGAGAUGACCGUCACAAGUCUUGUUCAAAGAUGCCGCAGUUCCUUAACCCAAUAUACCAGUGCUGAUCGACUUAGAACUCAUUUUCCAUUUCCAGAAGCUCAACUAAAUGAAGUAAUGUUUGCACUGAAAGCAUUAGAUGCACUACUUGUGAGACUAAAAUCCUCCAAGCAAGUCAUAGACAAGUCACUUUGGUGUCAUGUUUUAGAUAUGUAUCCGGUGUUAGUUGAAUGUAUACCAACAUCUUCAGCUGAUGUGCGAAAAAGUGUUGCCCAAGUAAUUGGCCAUUUUCAAGCUUUUUUGUCUGUAAACGACAUACCCUUACCCUUGUAAUAGCUUGCUGACGUGCAAUAUUUUAGAUUGUCAUUUAAGUGAAUAUGGUUUUAAAUAAAUAAUAUGUUGGUUUUGAAAUGCACAAAAUGCGCUUUAAUUUAUGUAUUUGUUAUUCAAAAAAAGUUAUUGGUUUUAUUAGUUCAGUUUUAACACCUUGUUGCAUUCAUGUCUACACUAAAUUUUUGCAAACCUAAUUGUUAAAAAGGAGCAAUGUAUGUAAAGCUAUUUUAUUUGCACAUGCUUUUCUAAAAUAAGAUUUAAACACUUUCUUUGUUAGUUUAGGCCAAGUGAAUGCCAAAGUUUGCCUAGUCUUUGUAUUAUUCUAUAUUAUACUGACUUCGCUUUAACUGAAAUUCAGUAAUGCCGGUUCUUUUGUGUAAACAGACAAUCACUAUAAACAAUGAUUUUUUUCGAUAUUUCAUACUUUUUUCUUGUUCCUAUCAACCAGUAUGUAGUUAUAAUGGUGAAAGACUGUUUUAUGUAUUUCAAACAAAAAUUUUUUUAGUUCAUUAUUUCCAAAUGUUUAAUAUAGUAGGAUGGGGGAAGAUGGGACAUCUUUUCAUUCUAUUUUCUCGUACAUUUUGGUAGUAAGCAAAGAACAUUCAAAGAUAUAUAAAACCUUGCCCUCGCGACUUUCAUAGACCAUUGUUAAUUGUUUAAAACACAACCAGGAUAUUUAUAUAUUUUGUGCUAAAGGUGUACCAUCUUUCCCCACCCCACUAUAUGUUUAGUUUGACUUCACUGAAACAAAGAUUAUUAUUCAUUAGGAUAAGUGUUUAAAUUGUUAUCGACUAAAUUAAACAUUAACAAAACUCGUGUCGU
Ciona intestinalis (vase tunicate) is the source of this 5810-nucleotide messenger RNA. Its product is annotated as protein MON2 homolog. Lineage: Eukaryota; Metazoa; Chordata; Ascidiacea; Phlebobranchia; Cionidae. The record is from RefSeq and is a predicted model, not a curated record.